This is a messenger RNA of Paramisgurnus dabryanus, 3697 nucleotides long. It is a transcript of the gene ap1ar, whose product is annotated as adaptor related protein complex 1 associated regulatory protein. Gene Ontology annotation, biological process: negative regulation of substrate adhesion-dependent cell spreading; negative regulation of cell motility; regulation of Arp2/3 complex-mediated actin nucleation. Gene Ontology annotation, cellular component: endosome. The record is from RefSeq and is a predicted model, not a curated record. Lineage: Eukaryota; Metazoa; Chordata; Actinopteri; Cypriniformes; Cobitidae. Gene Ontology annotation, molecular function: AP-1 adaptor complex binding; kinesin binding.
ACAUUAACGUCCUGUACGAGUUGUCAGGAAGAAGAAACAAAAGAGGUUUUAGGCCGGACGCGAGAAUGAUGCAGUUGCGCGAGAGAACCGUACGCAGGUGAUGUGUACCUGCGCGAGGCGGCCGCAUGCACGCGCCCUACGAGUCAUGCAGAAUAAAGUACGAUCUAAAGAAGUGUGUGAAGAAGCAAGAUCUCGAUCAGGAAUGUGAGAGUAGCUGAUAGACACACACACCUGAUACGUGCAUGCCAUGGGGAACUGCUGGGCUCAAUGUUUUGGGCUCUUUAGAAGAGAAGCGAACCGGAUCCAAAGAGGAGGAGGGUCAAAGUACUUCAAAAGUAGCACAGCUGGGGAACACUACACUAUAGAGUUUGAGAACCUUGUGGAGAGCGAUGAGGGCGAGAGCUCGCAAAGCUGCCCCAGACCUAUCAAUGAUGAAGAGAUUGUCCACCUGAAGGAGCAUCGCUACGGUGCCAUCUCAGACAAACAGGUGCUGAUGGAUGAAAAGCUGAAAGCAGAGUUAGUGGCAGAAGAGGAGAGGUUAAGGAUAGAAGAGGAGGCAUUAUUUGCCGCCCAGCGCGAGGCAGCGCGGCUCGCUAAGGAACGAAAGCUAAAGGAGGGGAAGCAGCCGUCACAUAAGAUGAAACUCAGGACAGAAGCGGAGAGCAAUGAACCUCGACACAAAGCCAAAUUGUCAGACGGAGAGUUUGAUGUGUACCUGCAGGGUGUGAAAGCACAGUCUGAAGCCUUUCGUACUAACAGACUCAGCUCUGAAACGAAUGUGGUGACUCCAAACACGGAGAGCAGCUGGGACUAUACCAGUAAAACUGAUGCCACAUCACUGGAUUUGGAGUGGGAGGAUGAGGAAGGAAUGAACAGGAUGGGUCACGCAUGGGAGCGCUCCAAAACAGAGGAGGACAUUUUACGGGCAGCUCUUCGCCCAGGUGGAAAACAGUUGGGCAGCGGUCCCACCUCCACAUCGGAAGACUCAAACGCUCUGGAAUGGGAAAAUGAUUUCGUCAGCGCUCAUGCUGAGGACAGCGGUGAUCGUGAUGAUGAGGACUUUGAAGGGUUUGUUAAUCCAGUGCUGGACACGCCCACUGAGGAGGCGGAGCAUAAAGUCGACUCUGAUCAACAAGAAAGAUAGUCCGUGUGGGACGUCAAUUUUCUUCAUUUAAAUGCAAUCUAAUGUCACUGCAGACGUCUAAAACUUGACUCAUUACAUACACAAAGGUAAUUCAGAGUGCUUUACAAAGAAAUAAAUCAUUUCUUUACAAUAAGGUUGUAUUUGUUAACGUUACAUGUAGUAGAUGCAUUAACUAACAAGAACAAACAAUGAACAAUAUAGUUUUUCAAUAUGUAUUAAUUCUUGUUAAUGUUAGUUAACGUCAAUACAGUUAUUUGUGUUAGUUCAUGUAAGUGCAUUAAUUAAGGAAAAACGGACGACGGGAUGUUGAAUUAUAAGAAAAUAAUGCACACCCAAGGUGGUUACACCGCGGGGUGUGCAUUAUUUUCGAAUAAUUCAAAGGACCGGACUCAGUUAUUCAUCUUAUAGCACGGUUACCAAAAAUAUUGCUCUGGUGCCUAUUUUUAAGACUUUUUAAAGGUUAGGUGUGCGGUUAUUAAAAAAUAAUCAACACCCAUAGAACAUUCAACCAAUCAGAUUAAAGCAUUCAAAAAAUAAAUAAUGUUAAAAGAUACAAUGCUUGAUUUUAUAAAUGUUUUAGUAAAUGCUGAAAUUAACCUGAACUAAGAUUAAUAAAUGCUGUAGAAGUAUUGUUCAUUGUUAGUUUAUGUUAGCUAAUUCAUCAUUUUUAGCACGAACAUGAUGAAUAUAAACAAUACAAGGAACAACACACAAAAGAAAUAAAAGACAUGUAGAUCAUUGGGGGAAUAUAAUCAAAACCUUAAAUAUUAUUUUUCUAAGGAAAAUGAUGUCUGUCCAAGAUGUUUGCAUUAUUUUCUUGACAAGUAAACUUAUUUCCCACAAAUUCUCAUUACCGGUCAGUCUAAACAGUUUCCCAGACAGGGCUUAAGUUUAGUCCAAGACUAAAAGACAUGUUUGAGUUGUUUUAACUGAAAGCAGCUUGCAGUGCAAAAAAUAUUAUUCCCAUUUAUAUUGAUAUCGUUUGUCUCUCGAUGCACACCAGUAAUGUUUUUGAGGUUUAGAAAAAUUGUACAACUAAUACAACUAAGGCCUAGUCCUGGAUUAAUCUAAACCCCAGCCGGGAAACCGACCCUUUAUCUUUAAGUUGUGUAACUUGUAAACUUUAAUGGUUUUAUGGCUUUAUUGACAUUUUGUCACAAAUAAAAAUAAAAAACUUGAUCCUAUGGGAUUUGUAAUUUUUAAGAAUCAGAAAAUAUUUUUUGUUUGAUGUAAGGGUGAAAUAAUCUCCACGUGUUCGGUUUGUUGCACAGGAUGGCCUUAAGUAUUUAGCAGUUACAGAUUCAUUAGGAUUUAUAGUCCUCAGGUUAAUAUUAUGCUAAUAAUUACACCUGUAUUUUAUUUGAUUGAUUGAUUUCAAAGUCCCAAUACCAAAUUUUUUUUUUUUUUUUUAAGAAAAAGUCGUUUUAAGUUUUUAACUUGGUUCAGUCUGAUUGCAGAGGCUGAUUAUUACAAAACUGAAUGAAGUGCAAUUGUAGAAGAUGGGUGCAUUUUGAUGAAAGCAUCUUUAAGAUCAUUCAUGUUUUUUACAGACAUGUAACUACUGUGACAUAAAGUUAUAAAGCAUUGUUCUGAGUCUGAUCUACUGUAUACAAGACUCUGCACAACAUUUUAAGGGAAACCCCUUAUGACCAACACUUAUUGCCUCUAUAGAAAAGUAAAUUAAAGUAUAUUAACAUGACACAAGUGCUUUAAACAUUUAAAAUGAGCAUUGUUUAACUGCCUACUGUGUUUUCUGGAUCAAAGGUUUUGUGAUGCAUAACUCUUGUCUAUUCACUACUUUGACAAUAUGACAGGAAAAAGGGAAAAUACUUUGUAACGUAAAUACGCACAAAGUUCUUACGUAUUCAAAAUGCAUUUGGUGUUUUGAUAUUCAUUGGCUAAUUAAACACAAUCCUCUUUGAUUGACCUCAAUACAUAAAUAGCCUGAUAUGCUUUAAUGUUUUCAUGAAUGUGAUGUGUAUAUAAUGGAUUGUAAAUGGACACUAAAGGCCUUUAAUAUUAGAGACACGAGUUGUUGUAGUUUAGGUCUCUAAAGAUGGUGUUUUGAAGGGAACUUAAAUUGAAUAUCACAACACCCGAGAGUCUUUUGUACAGCACAGUUAUUUUUCUUAUUCUAUCAGCUCGUCUAUUUAUGUCAUCUGUAUGUACGAUAUUCACCGUGUGAUGAUCAUGGCAGUGUUUGAUUCUUUUAAUGUUAUCGGUUAUGUUUUAAGUGUAUGACUCAUGCUGUUUGAAGAGUUUGGGAGUCUGUUUGCAUUUGCAAAGGUAUGCAAAUAAAUGUUUGUCUCAUUUAAGUAAACUUCUUGAACAUUCAAAGAAAAGGAUGAGCGGAUUUACAGACAUAGAGCUUCCCAACUCUUCAACAGAACAUAAAAACUUUGCACAGAUUUUUUUGUCAAAAAUUUCCAUUGGUGGAGGAACUUUUUGAGAGUUUGUGACAAAUGUCGGUUCGUAUGAAUUGAAUGUAGUUAGUUUUCAUGAUAUCAAAUCUUCACCCUGGGUCUGAUUGCAAAUAAAAGAAAAAUGACUGGA